CGAUCAAUGGGCACGUCUUCAACAUCACAAAUUUCUGGAACAAACCGUAUAGUAUCCUCGACCCCAACGCGAACAGGCAUUAAAGUAACGCCCCAACAAAUGACGGCUCUAAAAUUAGGUAAUCAAGGUCAAAAUGCACGCAUCGUACAAAUCGGAAAUGAUUCCGGAUCACACACAAAUCAUUCAAAAAAUAAUAUUCUGAACAAUUCACAUGGCAUUAAAAAAGAAACUCAAUCAGUACAAAGUUUUAUGCGACGCCGAAGGAAUGCUGAUCGCAGUGGUAAAGGAUUACGUCAUUUUUCUAUGAAAGUCUGUAAAAAAGUCGAGGAAAAAGGCACUACCACAUACAAUGAAGUGGCUGAUGAGCUGGUUGAAGAGGAAGCAAAUGGCCAACCGUUGGACUCUUCAAACUAUGACCAGAAGAAUAUCCGUCGUCGUGUAUAUGACGCUCUAAACGUUUUAAUGGCUAUGAACAUAAUUUCGAAAGAUAAAAAAGAGAUCCGCUGGAUUGGACUGCCCACAAAUUCGGCACAGCAAUGUAGUGCCUUAGAAGCUGAAAUGGAGAUGCGGCGAGAGCGCAUUGAGAACAAACAACAACAAUUACGCGAGCUCAUUUUGCAGCAGGUUUCUUUCAAAAGCUUAGUUACACGUAACAAAGAAGCUGAAGAGCGAGGUCUAGUGCCAUCACAAAACUCAGCGAUCCAAUUGCCUUUCAUUACUGUCAACACACACAAAAAAACACAAAUCAAUUGCAGCAUAUCCGAUGACAAAUCCGAGUAUUUCUUUUCAUUUGAUGAUAAAUUUGAAAUUCAUGACGAUAUCGAAAUUUUGAAGCGAAUGGGAUUGCUAUUGGGUCUGGACAAGGGCGAAUGUACUUAUGAUGACAUUCAACGUGCAAAAUCAAUGGUGCCGAAAUCAUUUCAACGAUAUAUUGAGCUGUAUGGCAAGGGUAAAGAUGACUCAAAUGAUUGGGACAACACGUUUGGUGAUAUGUUAGAUUCAUCAUUGGAUGGUGAAAUCAAAUCCGAGCCAUAUGAUACAAUGUAUGAUGAUGACGAGAACUAUUCCGAGAACAGCAAUUUGGAUUAAAUGAAACAAUAUGACUGUUCGCAUUGUGUGGGCGUCUAUUUUUUUCUAGUUUUCUAAUAUUUAAAUCGAAAGUUAAAUUGGAAUCAAAUUUAAGAGAAAUAAACAAAUGCAGUCGAAUUGCAUUGAAUCUUUCAACGUGUCAUUUUUAAAGCAAAUAGGGACUAAAAGAUAUGUAAUGAAAAGGAAAAUAUGACCAAAUUUGACUGUAAAAGAAACAGAAGAAAAAAACAAAAAAAAACAGCUAGGAAAUAUAAAGCUAAUUGUUAGGCAUUGCAUUAAACUACUUUUUAAGUGGACUGGAGAUAAUAAACGUUGAGGCAGUGUGUGUGUUUUUUUUUCGAUAAAAUUAUGCAAAUUAAUUACAAUCAAA
This is a messenger RNA of Sitodiplosis mosellana (orange wheat blossom midge), 1459 nucleotides long. RefSeq names its product transcription factor Dp (gene Dp). The record is from RefSeq and is a predicted model, not a curated record. Lineage: Eukaryota; Metazoa; Arthropoda; Insecta; Diptera; Cecidomyiidae. Gene Ontology annotation, cellular component: nucleus; transcription regulator complex. Gene Ontology annotation, molecular function: DNA-binding transcription factor activity, RNA polymerase II-specific; RNA polymerase II transcription regulatory region sequence-specific DNA binding. Gene Ontology annotation, biological process: regulation of cell cycle; regulation of transcription by RNA polymerase II.